AUGCCUCCACCUCGAGACCACACCCUCCCCAACCCUGUCGAGGGACCCGGCGACUUCACCACCACCUCUACCGUCCACAACGACACCUACCCCGCCAUAUCCUCGCUAAAUUCAGAUCUCUCUAGCAAGACCGUCCUCGUCGCCGGAGCUAGCAAAGGCAUAGGUGCCUCCAUCGCCCUCUCUUUCGCUCGCGCCGGCGCCUCCCAGAUCGCAAUCGGCUCACGCUCUCCUCAAGAGCAGCUAGUCAAAGGUAUGAAAGCGGCCGCAACAGAUGCAAAGCGGCCUGAACCCGCCGUCCUAGCCCUAAGCCUUGAUGUUACAGACCAGGCAAGCGUUGAGACCGCUGCGAAAGAGGUCGAGAAGGCGUUUGGAAAAAUGGACAUCGUUGUGUUCAAUGCUGGCUAUUUCGCGGCGGGAAAGAUUGGGGAGAUAGAUCCAGGUAUGUGGUGGAGAAAUUGGGAAGUCAAUAUCAAGGGACUUUUCCUAGUGACGAGGUCCUUUCUGCCAUUGAUGCUGAAAGGUGAGGAUAAGACUAUUGUGACUGUUAGUAGUGUGGGCGCACAUCUGAGGGGCCCGGCGAUGAGCGGCUAUCAAACUAGUAAGAUAGCGCAACUGAGGCUGAUGGAAUUUGUUUGUGCGGAGUAUGCGGAUCAGGGAAUAUUGGCUUAUUCGAUACACCCGGGAAACGUAGCAGGCACGGAUAUCAUGGGUGGUGGCGAAUUGCCGGAGUAUUUGAAGCACAUUUUUGUCGAAUCCGCAGAGCUGAGUGCUGACACAAUCACUUUCCUCACCCGGGAGAAGCGACAUUGGUUGGCUGGAAGGUAUGUCAACUGUACCUGGGAUAUGCCGGAGUUGAUGAAGAUGGAAAGAGAGAUUGUGAAAGACGAUAAAUUGAAGCUCAAGUUGGCGUUGUGA
Bacidia gigantensis is the source of this 915-nucleotide messenger RNA. RefSeq lists its product as uncharacterized. Gene Ontology annotation, molecular function: oxidoreductase activity. Gene Ontology annotation, cellular component: cytosol. The transcript has 2 exons. The record is from RefSeq and is a predicted model, not a curated record. NCBI's taxonomy places the organism in Eukaryota, Fungi, Ascomycota, Lecanoromycetes, Lecanorales, Ramalinaceae. The coding region runs from base 1 to 915 and encodes 304 amino acids.